Molecule: messenger RNA, 822 nt
Organism: Acanthosepion pharaonis
Lineage: Eukaryota; Metazoa; Mollusca; Cephalopoda; Sepiida; Sepiidae
Source: the annotation of a GenBank genome assembly
AUGUCAAGUCACAGAUGUUGUCUCAAUUCUGUAUCCGCCAUCUUCCCACACGGCUGCCUUGGCUUUUCGUCUUUUCUUUUCUAUAUUUUUUUCUUUUUCUUAUUAUUUCUAAUGUUUUUCUUAUUUCUUCAACUUUUCCUUGUCCCAAUUUUUUCUUAUUAUUUUUUCAUUAUUUUCUCUAUAUCCUUUUUUUUUCUUUCCUUGGGUCUAUCAUUUUUAGCUGUUUGUUUUUUUUUUUUUGCACUUUUAUCUAUUCAUAUCAUCUUUCUUUCUUUUCACAUUUUUCUUUCUUUUUUUUUCUUCCCUUCUUGUUCUAUUACUUUUCUUAAAACAUUAUCCUUCAUUAUACCCCCUCCUUUUCAAGCAUGCUUUUUCUUUCUUUCUUUCUUUCUUUCUUUCUUUCUUUCUAGAGUUAUUCUUUCUUUCAUUCUUUCUGCAGUGAUUCUUUCAUUCUUUCUACUGUGGCCCUUUCUUUCUUUCUUUCUUUCUUUCUUUCUUUCUUUCUUUCUUUCUUUCUUCAAUGAUUCUUUUUCCUGCAGUGAUUCUUUCUUUCUUUCUUUCUUUCUUUCUUUCUUUCUUAACUCUUUUCUCCAUACUAACAUUUACACACUUUUCUCAUAUCUUGCUAACCUUUCUGCCUCCUCUCUCUCGCCUUCUUUCUUUCUUUCUUUCUUUCUUUCUUUCUUUCUUUCGUUCUACAUGAUUCUUUCUUUCUUUCUUUCUUUCUUUCUUACUUUCUUUCUUUCUUACUUUCUUUCUUACUUUCUUUCUUCUGUGAUUCUUUCUUUCUUUCUUUCUUUCUUUCUUUCUUUCUUUCUAUAG